Mastomys coucha (southern multimammate mouse) is the source of this 1873-nucleotide messenger RNA. It is a transcript of the gene Agpat3, whose product is annotated as 1-acylglycerol-3-phosphate O-acyltransferase 3. Gene Ontology annotation, cellular component: endomembrane system; endoplasmic reticulum. Gene Ontology annotation, molecular function: 1-acylglycerol-3-phosphate O-acyltransferase activity. The record is from RefSeq and is a predicted model, not a curated record. Bases 423 to 1553 code for a protein of 376 amino acids. The transcript has 9 exons. NCBI's taxonomy places the organism in Eukaryota, Metazoa, Chordata, Mammalia, Rodentia, Muridae.
AUUGCUUGAGGCUGGGCCGCGGGGAGCAGUGGGUGCUAAGGCUGCCGAGAGUGUGGGUAAUCUGGCCCGGGCACCUCGGCUGCUGGGAGCUUUCUUUCCUGCACACCGCUCUCCUCUCCCCUCCACAAGCCCUGCCGCUCUCAUGUGCCAAGUAUGAACAUGAGCUGGCCACACAGCCAGCUCUGACGUUUCACCCACUUGGCAGAAUGGCUAUUUUUGUACUCUGGGACGUAGCUGAGUGGUCACUAUACUAUCCCCACUCCUGCCAGCUGAGUCCUGUUGCCCUGCUGUGGGAGGAGGACAGACUCUCCCAGCCAGGACCCCAACCCUAUGAAAUCCAGAGCCUAGGAAGAGAAGGAACGAAGACGAGCAGGACGGCUGUUCUCAGUGAAGGACCGUGCGGCCGCCCCUGAGCAGCGACCAUGGGCCUGCUUGCCUACCUGAAGACCCAGUUCGUGGUACACCUGCUCAUUGGCUUCGUCUUCGUGGUGAGCGGGUUGGUUAUCAACUUUACCCAGCUGUGCACACUGGCCCUCUGGCCCAUCAGCAAGCACCUAUACCGCCGCAUCAACUGCCGCCUGGCCUACUCACUCUGGAGCCAGCUGGUCAUGCUCCUGGAGUGGUGGUCCUGCACGGAGUGCACUCUCUUCACCGACCAGGCCACCGUGGACCACUUUGGGAAGGAGCACGUGGUUGUUAUCCUCAACCACAACUUCGAGAUCGACUUCCUCUGUGGGUGGACCAUGUGCGAGCGGUUUGGCGUGCUGGGGAGCUCCAAGGUGCUGGCUAAGAGGGAGCUGCUGUACGUGCCUCUCAUCGGCUGGACGUGGUACUUCCUAGAGAUCGUAUUCUGCAAACGGAAGUGGGAGGAAGACCGGGACACUGUCAUAGAGGGACUGCGGCGCUUGGCUAACUACCCGGAGUACAUGUGGUUUCUCCUGUACUGUGAAGGAACACGCUUCACGGAGACCAAGCAUCGAAUCAGCAUGGAGGUAGCUGCCUCCAAGGGGCUGCCCCCACUCAAGUACCACCUGCUGCCCCGGACCAAGGGCUUUACCACUGCAGUCCAGUGCCUCCGGGGGACAGUUGCAGCUAUUUACGACGUGACCCUGAACUUCAGAGGGAAUAAGAACCCAUCUCUACUGGGGAUCCUGUAUGGAAAGAAAUAUGAGGCAGACAUGUGUGUAAGGAGGUUCCCCCUGGAAGAUAUCCCAGCAGAUGAGACCGGCGCAGCCCAGUGGCUUCACAAGCUGUACCAGGAGAAGGAUGCCCUGCAAGAGAUGUACAAGCAGAAGGGUGUAUUCCCAGGGGAACAGAUCAAGCCCGCCCGAAGGCCGUGGACCCUUCUGAACUUCCUGUGCUGGGCCACCAUCCUCCUCUCUCCCCUCUUCAGCUUCGUCCUGGGCGUCUUUGCCAGUGGGUCCCCGCUCCUCAUCCUGACGUUCUUGGGGUUCGUGGGAGCAGCUUCCUUUGGAGUCCGGAGACUGAUAGGAGUGACUGAGAUAGAGAAAGGAUCCAGCUACGGCAACCAAGAGCUUAAGAAAAAGGAAUAAUUAAUGCUGUGAUUGAACACACCCAUAACCUGACGCGGUAUCCAAUUAACUCAAUUAAAAACAGAACACCCAAGAGCGAGGGAAAGAGACACUCAGAGACUAUUUUUCUUAUUAACUGGUGACUAAUAUUAACAAAACUUGAGCCAAGAGCAAAGAACUCGGCCUGCCAGGUGAAGAUGGUCGGCCAGCACUGGCAGGGUCCCUUCGGCCCUCUGCGGGGACAGAGGCAGGCUUGGGGGAGGUGGUGGGGCCAUGGCGCUCCCCCAGAACUCUGCCUCCAAGAGGCAGCCAUGGCUACUCUCCCUUCUUAAACUUAGAAU